Cryptococcus deneoformans JEC21 is the source of this 1932-nucleotide messenger RNA. RefSeq lists its product as hypothetical. Bases 107 to 1888 code for a protein of 593 amino acids. The transcript has 5 exons. The record is from RefSeq and is a predicted model, not a curated record. Lineage: Eukaryota; Fungi; Basidiomycota; Tremellomycetes; Tremellales; Cryptococcaceae.
UGACAGCCGGUAGCAAAAACUCUUCCUUCCUCACCAACAAACCACUACUGUCAUACAGACGUUCCACCAUCUUCCUUGCCUGGAUGGCCCCAGUUGAAACUCUGUCAUGCACUCCCCGCCCCCGAACACACCCCUUACUCUACGGGCCAUUCUCCUCACCUCAUCUUCUCCACUUUCAGAGCCUAAUCUUCCUUCCAUUCGCUUCCGUAUAACCCCUCACUUCCUGGUGCCUGACUGCAUUAUCUCUACAUUGACUGAUAGUUACAACAUUGGACACUGUGUAGAGACGAUAGUGCCAGUGGGUGGGCAAGUCGAAGUGGGCUUGACCGUGGACGAAGAGUCCUUAGCAGAGUGCGGAAUACUAGUUGAGGGACCAUCUUCAAGAGUGAUAAGGGGUGUCAUAGAAUCUUUCAGACUGAAUGCUCAGUCAUUAUCAUUAUCAACCAUAGCGCCUAUAGCACAAUCGCGGCAUGAUUCUUCAACUUUCUUACUCACUCCUUUAUCAUCCACGCCCAGCAAUAAUCUCCUUCUCACCCAUAUGAUUCCCACAGGCCAUCCAAUAUGCUAUCUCAAACGUUUCGAUGUGCAUUGCUCUUGGACGAUGACACGUACGGGUGGUGCAUUGAAACGUCUACCUGAAGACGAUGAGAAUGAAGAUGGACAGGCUCAAGAGGAUAUCAUCGAUGAUCUGAUGAUCCCCAACCAUUAUGAUUUCGCUGUACCACAUCAGAUGGGGUCAAAUGAAGAAGAUGGUGGGCGAGUAGAGCUAUUACUGGAAGAUCAGCAUCCUCGCAAUUGGUUGGACGACCAAAUCAGAAAUGCCUGUCAGAAACUCCUAUUGAAACACUUUUUACGGCGUUUUCCCCUCAUCUUUGAUGGAAGAUUCACUGAGACACUUCCCAAGUACAUUGUGCCUUCACAGCUGAUAUCAUCAGUUUCUCAUUUCGCAAGACUGUCUAUAGCAUACGAUACUCCUCUAAGCCAGAAAUUCGGAGAGAUUAUGGAAAAAGUCACAAGACAGCAACAAGAGUUCCUCUCUUUCAAAGUGGAUCAAACAGUCAAUCUCCCAGCUAGAAAGGAUCGCAAACUGGAGGCAGCUCGAAAAAGGCAAAAACGAUUGAAACAGGUAACGCAGGGCAAAAAUCAACUUGAUGAUACCCAGCAGGAGAAGGAACAGCCAGAUGAAAAUGACGCUACCGUUGAAAUAAACAGACGAAAACAAAGGUAUUUGGAACAAGUCAAAGCUUCAACAGACGCAUCUGAUAAGUACGGGAUGAGAUGUAAGGAACGGAGGAUCAGCCGAAUCAUAGGAGAUGCGAUAGGACUCAUCUGUCGUAGUGACUUUGAAAUGAAAAGGAAUCGGAGUGGAAGACUGAGUGCUGCGGGAACGAAGUUUCGAUAUCCAACAGAAGACGACGCCCAUCAGAUACCACCUACAUCUGAUACUCAACUGUUCUUAACCUCUCGGACUAAUCCCAACACAGCAAGUGAUACGUCAAGGGAUGAAUCGUCCAUUGAAGACACCUUGGCGGGCAGCAUGAGCUAUGAGAUACUUGUGGACGGCCAAGAGGAGCGGCGUCCAAUGCCAGGAGGAAAUGAGGAGAGUUUUGGGGAACAACGAAAGGAUGAGGACGAGGAUGUCGACGGCGAGUUUAUCAUGGACUACGAUUUGAACGACGAUCAGGAGGAUGAUGAUCUUCUUCCCAUAGAAUUAUGGCCAUUAGAAGAACAACCAGAGACGAGAGUAGUACAGUACGACAACCGAUCAAAGAAGCCUGUGGCCAUGCUCCGCGUCGAGCGUUUUGAAGAUGAUAUAACAGUGGGAGAUGGUGACAACAACGGCAUGGACUUUGAAGGUUUAGAAUUAGAGGCCACUUUUGUUGGUUAGAAGGAGAGCUCAUAUACAAUGUUUGUACAUGCAUGCUUCGUAAU